Messenger RNA from Paramacrobiotus metropolitanus, 591 nucleotides. Its product is annotated as histamine H1 receptor-like. The transcript has a single exon. Bases 1 to 591 code for a protein of 196 amino acids. Gene Ontology annotation, biological process: neuropeptide signaling pathway. Gene Ontology annotation, molecular function: G protein-coupled peptide receptor activity. NCBI's taxonomy places the organism in Eukaryota, Metazoa, Tardigrada, Eutardigrada, Parachela, Macrobiotidae. The record is from RefSeq and is a predicted model, not a curated record. Gene Ontology annotation, cellular component: membrane.
AUGGUAAUUGCAGCCGUUGGGUUGAAUUUUGGUGUCCUCCUAUACAAUUUCAUCAAGCCGCGACAAAUCACCUCCUUUAGCAUUUACCUCAUAGCGUUAUAUUUGGCCAAUCUGGUCUUCUUUCUCGCUGCGCGUCCUUUCCUGAUGAUCAGCGAGGUGUACGCCACCUGGACGCUGGGUCGUAGUAUGUGUAUUUUUUACUUAUACGUGGCCAAAGUGGUCAGCAUUAUCCCAGUGUACAUGCACGUCCUGAUUAGCGUUAACCGUCUGUGGGCCUAUAUCUUUCCGCUGCAUUAUCGCUCCUAUCAUACCAAGUCUGUGGCAUUGCUAAUCUCCUUAGCGGCGGUUGCGUGGGUACAUGUGUUUGCUUUAUCAGGAUUCCUUGUGGAUAUCUUGCGGAAUUACCGGCGCGAGCACAUCCCUAACUGCACAAGCUAUGCAGGAUUCAUAAUGGCGUGGAAACAUACCGAAUAUGUUGUUGAUCGCAUCUUGCCUUUAUGUUUCAUCGUUUCUGCUUACACGUACUUGGUAAUCAAGCGCCGGCAAAACGAAGAAGGCACAAUUCAGCUGUUGCACCACAACGGGCGUUAA